GCCCGCAGCCGGUGCGGAGCGUGGCGAUCACUCGGCCGCAGCCCUCGCCCGCCGCGGAGGUUGCGCCCCCCGCCGCCGGCCAGGCCGCCCCGUACCCGGGACUUUCCGUCCUUUGAACUGAUAGUUGCCCACCGGGCGCCUGCCCGCAGCGUCAGCGCCCGCCAGAGCGGAGGCCGCGGUGGCGGCCGUGCCCAUGCCUGGGUGUCCACACUUAGCUGCUUCCCCACCACCACCACUGUACCUUCCCCAGGCACUGGAACCACGGGUGGCUGCCUGUCCCUAGCUUCGGCUGAGCUGAGAUUGCACCUGUGAGAAGGCCCGACAGACAGGAUGGGUGACAUGGCCAACAGUUCCAUCGAGUUCCACCCCAAGCCCCAGCAGCAGCGGGAGGCCCCCCAUGCAGGUGGCUUUGGAUGCACGCUGGCUGAGCUGCGCUCCCUCAUGGAGCUGCGAGGGGCUGAGGCACUGCAGAAGAUCCAAGAAGCCUACGGGGACGUUGGCGGGCUCUGUAGGCGGCUGAAGACCUCGCCCACCGAGGGCCUGGCGGACAACACCAAUGACUUGGAGAAGCGCAGGCAGAUCUAUGGGCAGAAUUUCAUCCCUCCCAAGCAGCCCAAGACCUUCCUUCAGUUGGUGUGGGAGGCCCUGCAAGACGUGACCCUCAUCAUCCUGGAGGUGGCCGCCAUCGUCUCCCUGGGCCUGUCAUUCUAUGCACCGCCCGGGGAGGAGAGUGAAGCCUGUGGGAACGUGUCAGGUGGGGCGGAAGACGAGGGUGAGGCUGAGGCUGGCUGGAUCGAAGGCGCUGCCAUCCUGCUGUCUGUCAUUUGUGUGGUGCUGGUCACGGCCUUCAACGACUGGAGCAAGGAGAAGCAGUUCCGAGGCCUACAGAGCCGAAUUGAGCAGGAGCAGAAGUUCACAGUCAUCCGGAACGGGCAGCUCCUUCAGGUCCCUGUGGCCGCACUGGUGGUAGGGGACAUUGCCCAGGUCAAGUACGGAGACCUGCUACCUGCUGACGGCGUGCUCAUCCAGGGCAAUGACCUCAAGCUGGACGAGAGCUCCCUGACAGGGGAGUCGGACCACGUGCGCAAGUCCGCCGACAAAGACCCCAUGCUACUCUCAGGCACCCAUGUUAUGGAGGGUUCUGGAAGGAUGGUGGUGACGGCCGUCGGUGUGAACUCCCAGACAGGCAUAAUCUUUACCUUGCUUGGAGCUGGUGGUGAAGAGGAGGAGAAGAAGGAUAAGAAAGCUAAGAAGCAGGAUGGGGCAGUUGCCAUGGAAAUGCAGCCUCUGAAGAGUGCGGAGGGUGGGGAGAUGGAGGAGCGGGAGAAGAAGAAAGCCAAUGUGCCCAAGAAGGAGAAGUCAGUCCUUCAGGGGAAGCUCACGAAACUGGCCGUCCAGAUCGGGAAAGCAGGGUUGGUGAUGUCUGCCAUCACCGUCAUCAUCCUGGUCCUCUACUUUGUGAUUGAGACCUUUGUCGUGGAUGGCCGGGCAUGGCUGGCAGAGUGCACACCAGUCUACGUGCAGUACUUCGUGAAGUUCUUCAUCAUUGGUGUCACUGUACUGGUUGUGGCUGUCCCAGAGGGCCUGCCUCUUGCUGUCACCAUCUCCUUAGCUUACUCUGUCAAGAAAAUGAUGAAGGACAACAACUUGGUACGCCACCUGGAUGCCUGUGAGACCAUGGGCAAUGCCACGGCCAUCUGCUCGGACAAGACAGGCACACUCACCACCAACCGUAUGACCGUGGUCCAGUCCUACCUAGGGGACACCCACUACAAAGAGGUUCCAGCCCCCAACGCCUUGACCCCCAAGAUCCUUGACCUCCUGGUCCACGCCAUCUCCAUCAACAGUGCCUACACCACCAAAAUACUACCUCCAGAGAAGGAAGGCGCUCUCCCACGCCAAGUGGGCAAUAAGACAGAGUGCGCUCUGCUAGGCUUCGUCUUGGACCUGAAGCGGGAUUUCCAGCCCGUGCGCGAGCAGAUUCCGGAAGACAAGCUCUACAAAGUGUACACCUUCAACUCGGUCCGCAAGUCCAUGAGCACGGCCAUCCGCAUGCCUGACGGUGGCUUCCGCCUCUUCAGCAAGGGGGCCUCAGAGAUCCUGCUCAAAAAGUGCACCAACAUCUUAAACAGCAAUGGUGAACUCCGAGGCUUUCGUCCUCGGGACCGGGAUGACAUGGUGAAGAAGAUCAUCGAGCCGAUGGCCUGUGAUGGCCUCCGCACCAUCUGCAUCGCCUACCGGGACUUCUCUGCAGGCCAGGAGCCUGACUGGGAUGACGAGAACGAGGUCGUGGGCGAUCUCACCUGCAUAGCUGUCGUGGGCAUCGAGGACCCUGUGCGGCCGGAGGUCCCUGAAGCUAUCCGCAAAUGCCAGCGUGCUGGCAUCACGGUCCGCAUGGUGACUGGGGACAACAUCAACACGGCGAGGGCCAUCGCGGCCAAGUGCGGCAUCAUCCAGCCUGGGGAGGACUUCCUGUGCCUGGAGGGGAAGGAGUUCAACCGGCGGAUUCGCAAUGAGAAAGGCGAGAUAGAGCAGGAGCGGCUGGACAAGGUGUGGCCCAAGCUGAGGGUGCUCGCCCGCUCGUCUCCCACCGACAAGCACACUCUGGUCAAAGGGAUUAUUGAUAGCACCACUGGCGAGCAGCGGCAAGUGGUGGCUGUGACCGGGGAUGGCACCAAUGAUGGACCAGCACUCAAGAAGGCAGACGUGGGCUUCGCUAUGGGCAUCGCAGGGACUGACGUGGCCAAGGAGGCCUCUGACAUCAUCCUGACCGAUGACAACUUCACCAGCAUUGUCAAGGCGGUUAUGUGGGGCCGCAACGUCUAUGACAGCAUCUCUAAGUUCCUGCAGUUCCAGCUGACGGUCAACGUGGUGGCCGUGAUCGUAGCCUUCACAGGCGCCUGCAUUACUCAGGACUCUCCUCUCAAAGCUGUGCAGAUGUUGUGGGUGAACUUGAUCAUGGAUACAUUUGCCUCCCUGGCCCUGGCGACAGAGCCGCCCACCGAGUCGCUGCUGCUGCGGAAGCCCUAUGGCCGGGACAAGCCCCUCAUCUCUCGCACCAUGAUGAAGAACAUCCUGGGCCACGCUGUCUACCAGCUCACCAUCAUAUUCACGCUGCUCUUCGUAGGGGAGCUCUUCUUUGACAUCGACAGUGGGAGGAACACGCCCCUGCACUCACCGCCCUCAGAGCACUACACCAUCAUCUUCAAUACCUUCGUCAUGAUGCAGCUCUUCAACGAAAUCAACGCCCGCAAGAUCCAUGGCGAGAGGAACGUGUUCGAUGGCAUCUUCAGCAACCCCAUCUUCUGCACCAUCGUCCUGGGCACCUUUGGAAUCCAGAUUGUCAUCGUCCAGUUCGGCGGGAAGCCCUUCAGUUGCUCCCCCCUAUCCACAGAACAGUGGCUCUGGUGCCUGUUUGUUGGUGUUGGGGAGCUGGUCUGGGGACAGGUCAUUGCCACCAUCCCCACCAGCCAGCUCAAGUGCCUGAAGGAAGCAGGGCACGGGCCCAGGAAGGAUGACAUGACUGAUGAGGAGCUGGCCGAGGGGGAGGAAGAGAUCGACCACGCUGAGCGUGAGCUCCGCCGGGGCCAGAUCCUCUGGUUCCGGGGCCUCAACAGGAUUCAGACGCAGAUGGAGGUAGUGAGUACCUUCAAGAGAAGCGGUUCAUUUCAGGGUGCUGUGCGCCGGCGGUCGUCAGUCCUCAGCCAGCUCCAUGAUAUCCGGGUGGUGAAAGCAUUCCGUAGCUCACUCUAUGAAGGCCUGGAGAAACCGGAGUCUAAGACCUCCAUUCAUAACUUCAUGGCAACGCCCGAGUUUCUGAUCAAUGACUACACCCACAACAUCCCGCUCAUCGAUGACACGGACGUGGACGAGAAUGAGGAGCGCCUGCAGGCCCCCCUGCCCCCUUCCCCCAACCAGAACAACAAUGCCAUAGACAGUGGCAUCUACCUGACCACGCAUGUCACCAAGUCAGCUACCUCUUCAGUGUUCUCUUCCAGUCCUGGGAGCCCACUCCACAGCAUGGAGACGUCCCUCUAACCAGAACUCGUCUCGGCACACGCACACAGGCACACUCAGGCUCACACGCAGUCACAUGCACACACGCACACACAGAGGGGAACCCACACACCUGCAAAUGAGGGGGAUGACUAUAGUGGCUGAAGACUUGUCUUGCGGGGCAUUUGCAAGAAGCCAAACACAUUCAAUAAGGGUGCAGCCUGCCACAGGCUUCACAUUGGGGAUAAGGGCUGAGGCAGAGGAAGAAUAAGAGGAGGAAGGGAAGGUUCUUCAUCCGAAGGGGAAGGAGAAAGUAGACAGUGAGAAGAGCUGUGUUCCCCACCCUUUUUCUAUCGCUUAUUUUUAAGGAACACUCCAAUUCUACCGUGUGUUUGCUGCGGGGCUGUGUAGGGGCCAGGGAUGGGGGGGGCUGCCUUGAGUUUCCUGGGAGCUUUGUUGCACCCAUGCAGGAGUAAUCGGAUCAACAUACUCAUACAAAAAAAGGUCGAGCUCUCUACGAGGCCAUGAAGGAUGCCACUGUCCAGACAGGCCACCCAAGGGAGCUACCUGCAAACGUACCUGCAACCGCAAAGCAACCCAUCCCCAGAGCAAACUAGACACGUCUGCAGUGUGCAUGUGUGCAUGUGUGCACACAUAUGUCUGUGUGAAUGCAUAUGCAUAUAUACAUGGCAAGAUGCAUAUUUACAGAAUAAGGAACUAUUAUUGGCAUGAUACUUCCAUUCCUCUGACCAGGCGUUUUCAUUUUGAAAUUUCAUUAUUGAAUGUAGCAAGUUUUUUUUUUUUUCAGGGAACUAGACUGCAAGAAUAUCUUCUUGGUUAAUAUAUUUUUGUCCUGAAUUGCCCUGCCCACCCCUCAGAACCCGAUCCUAUCCUUUGGGACUCCCGUUACAGUUGGAGCAUUUGCACUUUGUGAGUCCUGCCUAUAGAGGAGAAAAACCUUUCAAUGGAAUUUUUUAUUUAAAAGGAAAGUACCAACAUAUUGAUGAGAAUGAUCCUCUUCAGUAGGUGGAAGGGGAAAUUUUGUUUUGAGCUUCCUUUGCUUUCAACUGCAAUUCCAAGUCCUUAAUUCUGGCUGGUGGCUUCCUUUUUCCACACCCCUAACUUCAAGAGCAUGAAGUGGUGUAUGCCAGCUUCUGGUCCUGUCCCUACCCUGACCCCGUCUGACCCAAUGGGCCCCAGAACCCUGGGAGCAGCCUCAGUACAGCAGAGAGACAGAUCACCCCAGUGCCAGGUCCCAGGGACCGGGAAGAGAGAUCAUCAAAACCCAAGAGGAGCUGGCCCUAUCCCCCUCAGCUCCUCUGACCACACUUCAUUUUUUGCUUUGCAAAUGCCAAGAAGUCCUUGCUAGACUGCUUUAGUGUCUGUGGUAGCACAGGAGGUGAGACAGGAGGUGCCACCCAUCAAAGCGCUCUUCUGAUCCCUCUCUUCUUGUCCAGAUGACAACUUUAACACAAGAGGGCAGAACAGAAGCAAAGCCCCUUGGAGCAAUGGCAUUUUAUUACUAUCACUCUCAUCACACCCAUGGCUCUUUCUCCUAAGCCCAUCGUGGCUGAGCACCAGGUCCCAAGGGGAGCCUGUCCUGGUAGUGUAGGCACCCAGCAAGGCAAGCCUCGGUUUUCCCCAAAUGGGGGACGUGCAGAGUAGGCAGAUAGGAGAGAGAGGGUCCCAGCUUUUGCUGCCCUACUGAGGAAGUCGAGAGGGAUAGGCCUUUUCCUAAUGGAAGGCCAGUCCUCCCCUCUGCCCUAGGUUCCAAGUAUGGACACUCACAGUGACACCAGCGAGGCAGGUGGCACCUUGCCCAUGAGGUUCCAUUACCUCUUGGACUCAGGUGUAACGUUUUGCAGGGAGGUGGUUGGGGGAGUUAGGAUCAGGGCAGAUGUGGACUGGCCCUCAAGAACUGAGCCCCUCCUGCUCUGCCCCACUGGCGGACUUGUCUCACCUCCACGGCCAUCCACACAAAGCCAAAUGGACACGUACUCUGUCCCAGCCAUUAACAUUAACACCAUGUCACCUCUGAGCAGGAGUAGUCAAAUCUCGGGCAAAAGAAUUUCAGUUAGAAAAGAAAAUCCCACUUUAAAAUGCCAGCUACAGAUAACUCAAAGCCAUCCCUUUUUUCCAAAGGGCACAUUGAGAAUGUUACCCAUUUGUAAAUUGUUCCCUGAUGUCCUUGUUUAAAGAACAACAACAAAAAGGGCAACUCAGUUUGUUGAGGGUCUUUGUGUUCCUAAACAAGAAAUAAAAUUCGAAAUGUCUAAAUUGAAGCAGCUAAGCUGUGUAAUGCUACACUCACACGCUCCUUCCUGUUCUCUUUUGUAGACACACGAUAGAAACAAUGGCUGAUUAUAUCGCAAAGCAAACCCUCGCUGCUGCUAUGCAAAGCUGCCUGGUGUAAACAUCCGUUGGCUGUGGGGCCCCAGGUGGCCUUCGUGCAGGGUCCAGGGGCUCAGGAAAGGGGUGUCCGCGUGAGCUCAGAUCUGCUCUGGCGCUGGGCGGUCUGCAGGCCGAGGGCCUCUCUUUGUAAAGCAUCAUGUUAUCCGGAAUGGCUUGGUCAGCUGUGUUCAGUUAAUAAAUACAUUUUACAUUUUUAUCUGCUUGUUAUAAAGAUGAACAAAAAAAUCUUCAUGAGGAAGACCAGAUGCAUAAUAAUUUAAAGUCUGUAGUUGAAUUUCCUAAUUUAAAGACUAGACCAAAAUUUCUGUGUAUGAAAAAAAUGAAAGGCUCCUACAUCCUGGUCUGGGUAA
Messenger RNA from Microcebus murinus (gray mouse lemur), 6758 nucleotides. The record is from RefSeq and is a predicted model, not a curated record. Lineage: Eukaryota; Metazoa; Chordata; Mammalia; Primates; Cheirogaleidae.